Messenger RNA from Nematostella vectensis (starlet sea anemone), 1337 nucleotides. Its product is annotated as vicilin-like seed storage protein At2g18540. NCBI's taxonomy places the organism in Eukaryota, Metazoa, Cnidaria, Anthozoa, Actiniaria, Edwardsiidae. Gene Ontology annotation, biological process: regulation of microtubule polymerization or depolymerization; microtubule depolymerization; neuron projection development. The transcript has 4 exons. Gene Ontology annotation, cellular component: neuron projection; cytoplasm. Gene Ontology annotation, molecular function: tubulin binding. The record is from RefSeq and is a predicted model, not a curated record. The coding region runs from base 185 to 922 and encodes 245 amino acids.
ACGUUUCUAUAGUGAUGUUGUCUUUGAUUACGAGCACGUAGCAACAAGCGCGCUCGAGAAAUAAAAUCGUCGUCGCUUCCACGCACACAGCCACUCGAGUUUCAUCGCAAGUGAGAUCUCGCUUUGGUCCUCUUCUUUGCUGCCGGCUUUCACAUUCCAAAGUUGCAGUACUUAAAGCUUAAACAUGGGUUGUGGAUCAUCGAAAGCUACGGACAUAGUUGUCCCAAUGCCCGACAAAGUUAAGUCCAACGUGAAUAAAUGUGAUAACGGGAUACAUUCAGAGAAAGAUAAAGACAGCUUGCGUGGGAGCCAGGCAAGCUUGCCUUCCUCGACCUCAGACACCACAAGAUCCGACAGGGAAACUUCAGCUAAAUCCACGAGAACUGAAGACAGUGGCUUAGGUGAACUGGAAGAUGAAAAUAUCAUCACUGAGAACUCCGACCCGAAAAAGAUCGAAGCAGUGAAAGCGACCGAUAGGCCCGUUACGCCUGAAUUAACUCUUGAAGGAACCAAAAUCCCAAGAAGACAGAGUCCCAAAGAAAGAAAAGUUUCAUUUGCGCAACAACAAGAGGACGUCCGCAACCGUGUCAACUGUCUUUCACCCUUGGGUGGAGUUAUAGAGCGGCCACAGAGUAGAGGAGGUUUAGCCUUCGACGUGAUCCUUUGCCCGGAGACCGGCAACGUGAAAAGAAGACCACAACAUCUGAAAAAGUUGGAGAGGAGAGGAAAGAAAACCAAGAGAAGGACAAAGGAGGAAAUUGAGAACAAGAUGAAGCUAGCAGAGGAGAGAAGAAAGGAACAACAACAAGAGAUUAUGGAGAAAGCUAUCUCAUCAAGAAAGGAAAGACAACUAAAAGAGGCCCAAGCUAUGGAUGAAUUUGCAAGGCGACAAAUUGACAACAGUCAAGAAAUGGAAAGUUAACAAAAUAAUCAACAGAAUAGAAUAAUUUAUUUUUGAAAUUGUGUACAUAUUGAUGACAGUCAUUUAAAUGACUUGAAAGUAUUUUCUUUAAACUCAAUGAAAUGGAUCCUUUUUGAAGAGUUUUUGCUACUUGCGAGACAUAAACUGCUUUAGCUUUUUUUUACAUACCCAGUACAUAUUCUCAUCUUUUUAAAAAAAGAUGUUGUAAAUAAACUUUGCUAAGAUUUAUAUAAGAAAGGGAUCUUUGUGUUCAAUAUAUCAUGAACUCAGGGUUGGGAAUAAGAUAGAGUUGACACUGCUAUUUGUAUUGGUUCAGGUCACUGCCGGUGUGAAAAUCAUAACAAAAUAAUGAGAGUGAAAUACAUUGGUGUAUUUAUACAAAAAAGUUUUAAUAAAAUUUUGCAGAACAAUAAAA